ACCGUCUGGAAAGUACUUUUCAAUCCCUUCUUCCUCAUUUGCUUGGUGGUGGUGGUGUCAGCCACUUAGCCAACCUACAAAACCUCCAUUGUAACGUAGGACGCUCUCUCUCUCUCUCUCUCUCUCUCUCUCUAACGCUAUCUUGCUUGUUUUAGUCUCUAGCACAGACAUUCCCUCAAAGCUCGCAUUGAUGGCUUCCACCAACCUCUACCACUGCUCUCCGAUGGCUCCGUCCCGUUUACAGGGCCAGAAUGGUGUAUAUUAUGGUGCAAGACAGUUUCCCGCUAAUGGGUAUCCUUGUGAUUUUGUUCUGGCAAAUGUAACAAAGAGAUUGCCUUUAAGCUUCAAUGGUACUGGUAGAGUGGUGAGAGUUACGGUGGGUGAACCAAAUGGGAUUGAAACACGGCCUGAUGAGAUAGAAACAGCUUUUGGAACAAUAGCAGCGGAGAUAACUCCUACUGCUAGGGGUUUCUUUUCCAAUGAUGACUAUGAAUUGGACCGUCCUACAGAUGGGUUUUCUUCCAUUCCGGAGGCGGUUGAGGAUAUCAGGAAAGGCAAGAUGGUAAUUGUUGUAGACGAUGAAGACAGAGAAAACGAGGGAGAUCUUAUAAUGGCCGCGUCGAAGGUGACGCCGGAGGCUAUGGCGUUUAUCGUCAAGCAUGGAACUGGAAUUGUGUGUGUGAGCAUGAAAGGGGACGACUUGGAGAGGUUGCAACUCCCAUUGAUGGUGACUCAGAAUGAAGAGAAGCUUUGUACAGCAUUUACUGUGUCAGUGGAUGCAAAACAUGGCACAACAACUGGUGUCUCAGCUCGUGAUAGAGCAGCCACGAUAUUGGCUCUUGCAUCAAGACAUUCUAAACCUGAAGAUUUCAACCGCCCUGGCCAUAUUUUCCCCCUCAAGUACAGGGAGGGAGGGGUCUUGAAAAGAGCUGGACACACAGAAGCUUCUGUUGAUCUUGCUGUUUUGGCUGGGUUAGAACCUGUUGCAGUUUUAUGUGAGAUUGUGGAUGAUGAUGGUUCUAUGGCUAGAUUACCAAAGCUUCGCCAGUUUGCAGAGGCAGAAAACUUGAAAAUUAUUUCCACUACUGAUUUAAUCAGAUAUAGGAGGAAAAGAGAUAAGUUGGUGGAGCGCGCUGCUACUGCACCAAUACCCACAAUGUGGGGGCCAUUCAUAUCCUACUGUUAUAGGUCAUUGCUGGAUGGGAUUGAGCAUAUUGCCAUGGUUAAAGGAGAUAUUGGCAAUGGACAAGACAUUCUUGUGAGGGUACAUUCUGAGUGUCUCACAGGUGAUAUAUUUGGAUCAGCCAGAUGUGAUUGUGGAAAGCAGUUGGCACUUGCAAUGAAGCAAAUUGAGGCAGCAGGUAGGGGUGUAUUGGUCUAUCUCCGUGGACAUGAAGGUAGAGGAAUCGGUCUCGGCCACAAGCUUCGUGCUUACAAUCUUCAGGAUGAUGGGCGCGAUACAGUUGAAGCAAAUGAGGAGUUGGGGUUGCCUGUUGAUUCUCGGGAAUAUGGCAUUGGUGCACAGAUACUUCAAGAUGUCGGUGUCCGGACGAUGAGGUUAAUGACAAACAAUCCUGCGAAGUAUGUCGGUCUUAAAGGUUAUGGUUUGGCAAUUAUAGGCAGGGUUCCAUUGUUGACACCAAUAACCAUGGAGAACAAAAGAUAUUUGGAGACUAAACGUGAGAAAAUGGGGCAUAUCUAUGGCUCAGAAGAUGAUGGCCAUGUAAAUGGCAAUUCCAGCAUUGACAGAUCCUCAGGUGGUGCAUCUGAGACAUAACCAAAGUUCCUAUGCUUGUGGCUUGUAGUGUUAAAUUCAAAGUUCCAAUUUUUGUUUCUUAAACUAAAGUUGUAGUAAGAAAUGCAUUCUUGCUUAAAUUUUUCUUAAAAGCCAUGUCUUUUAAUUUUUUAAGGCAUGUAACUAGAUGCAUGUCUCCCUUUAUUGUGAAAGUGUAAAUAGAUGUAACAUAAGAUUCUUGCUUCA
Messenger RNA from Corylus avellana, 1981 nucleotides. RefSeq names its product bifunctional riboflavin biosynthesis protein RIBA 1, chloroplastic. Lineage: Eukaryota; Viridiplantae; Streptophyta; Magnoliopsida; Fagales; Betulaceae. The record is from RefSeq and is a predicted model, not a curated record. Gene Ontology annotation, cellular component: chloroplast. Gene Ontology annotation, molecular function: GTP cyclohydrolase II activity; 3,4-dihydroxy-2-butanone-4-phosphate synthase activity. Gene Ontology annotation, biological process: riboflavin biosynthetic process.